AUGCCGAACAUUCUUGUUAUCUCCCUUGCUGGCUUUACUGUUCUAUCCUGUGACAUGUAUCCUCGGCUGAACCUUAAGCUAUUGACACGCGCCGCCGUCCACGAGUCCUUUAUCCCGGAAGAUGCUCUUCAUUACAUUGGCAUCAGUUGGCCGCAGAUCAUACUCGUCUCCGACUCCGCAAUUCUCGACCAAGAGAAUGAGCGCCUUCUCGAAGCUGUCACGGAACAGGUGAAGUAUGGGUGCACAAUGGUCUGCAUGGGCACUUUCGCAACCACGGCCCCGUAUGAUAAACUGGACUCCAUGUUCAAGGAACGUUUCGGCCUCGGAUGGCGUGUCUACGAGUUCACGACGCGAACAGCGAUGGUCAGCAGGACGAGUCUGGUGUCGAUGUUCUCCGCGGAGGCUGUCUUCCUGCGCCAUGUACCUACGAAAGAGAUGGUGUAUGUUGAUGAUUCGAGCGACCACACAUACGCUGCCUUCGCAAGAGUUGGAUACGGGAAGCUAGGGUAUAUUGGAGACGUGAACUUCAUGGAGGAGCCUGAACAUUUGAUAUUGGGAAUGUGUCAGAUCGAUUGGCCUGCAGACGCGCCGCGGGCUAUCUCUGCACUUGUCAUCAUCGAUAUGCAAAACUUCUUUCUCUCUUCAGCAUUUGGUCGCAAGAAAGGCGCGGGUCAUUCUGCCUGCGAACAACUUGUGCAACACGCCAUACCCGCAGCUCGCAAGGCAGGCAUCCGUAUCAUUUGGCUAAACUGGGGAUUGUCAGAGCAAGAAGUUAAAAAUAUGCCACCAGCAGUCAAGCGUGCAUUCGGCUUCUUCGCCAUCCCAGCAGACUCUGAUAUCAGGACUGGCAAAGGAGCAUUCGGCGACUAUCCGGCAAGCGUGAGCGUCAACAGGCACGGCGCCCUCCGUGACAAGCAAUCCGCAUACAAAGGCCUAGGCACUGACUGCGGCACCCUCACUCUCGAAGAUGGCACCAAAAUCGACGCUGGAAAACUGCUCAUGCGCGACCAAUGGAACGCCGCUUUAUACCCACCUCUCGACACCAUAUACACUCAAGGCUCCCAACUCCCCAACAUCCCAGACGUCUGGAUUCACAAAGACCGCAUGUCCGGACUGUGGGGUGCCAAAACUGCGUGCGAGGAGUUUCUGGAGAAAGAGGAGGUUAAGACAUUGUUCUUUACCGGUGUCAACACGGAUCAGUGUGUGGGUGGCACGCUGACAGAUGCAUUUAGUAAAGGGUAUGAUUGCGUGCUAUUGAGUGAUGGAUGUGGGACUACGAGUCCGGAGAGUGCGCAGGAGUGCUAUGAGUAUAAUAGUGCGAACACGUAUGGGUUUUGUACGAGUUGUAGGGAGUUUGCGGAGGGGGUGGAGAGGAGUUUGGGAUAG
Molecule: messenger RNA, 1386 nt
Organism: Parastagonospora nodorum SN15
Lineage: Eukaryota; Fungi; Ascomycota; Dothideomycetes; Pleosporales; Phaeosphaeriaceae
Exons: 3
Coding region: 1-1386 (461 amino acids)
Source: RefSeq, a predicted model, not a curated record